Heterobilharzia americana is the source of this 2751-nucleotide messenger RNA. The record is from the annotation of a GenBank genome assembly. NCBI's taxonomy places the organism in Eukaryota, Metazoa, Platyhelminthes, Trematoda, Strigeidida, Schistosomatidae.
GGACCAGUAUGUCUUCUUCACAAUACAAUGUCCAAUAAAUGAAAUUCUUAGUCACUUUCAGCUUCCAUAAUAAAUUUGAGUUGUGGCAUUCGUGGUAUAUCUUCAGUGUAACUAUUCUCCUACAUGAAGAUGGUGUUAUCCAUUUAUCUUCCAUAUAAAUGUAAGUGGCUAGCCAAUGGACGAGUGACCAAUAGACAACCAUCUGAUAGAGGACCCAAUGGUUAUAUAUUUUGUCACUGUGAUACAGAUGAAUGUCGUGCUUUUGGAUAUAAAGAAUGCAAAGCUGAAUUUUAUUGUUACAGUAUUUAUGAAUUAAAUUGGCCGCCAGACAAAAAUGCCCAGUUAUUAAAUCGAUCAACAGAUAUUACUGGUACUUCCAUCAGUCGUGGUUGUAUAUCUAACAGUUUUUUAACAAUGUGUACAAAGAAGGAAAUCCGAUCAAAGAAACAACUCAAUUCACCCUAUCUAAUAACUCACUGUUGUAGAGAUGCUUGGUGUAAUGCAGAUAAAGUGAAAAUUGCUCAAAGUGACUGGUUACCUCAAGAACCUAAACGGUUUAUUCCAAAGACAGCAGAUUAUUCUAAGUAUGAAGGAGAAACAAAGAAACCAGCUAGUUUAAGACAAAAUGCACAAUUCAAGUCAGCACCAUCUUUGAUUACUUCAAGGAAUUUCGAAAAUUUUAAAAGUGGAGACCAGUUAAUCAGAGAUGAUUAUUCAGAAAGUUUAUUGAACUCAGGUGUGAUUUCUCAAGGUCCUAAGAAGCAAAUCACAACCAAAGAAGAAAAGUCUGAAAUUAAUCAUCCAAAACGAGGGAUAAGACAGAAAACAGAAAAAGGGGUUGAAAAUAUUGAAGCUGAGUCGAACCACGUAUUAACCGAAAACUUUCAUUUAUCCUAUUUUAAUCCUCUGAAAUCAACGCCUUCUAAAUCCUAUAGCAUGAACACACUACUUGCACAACCAAUUUACGUGGCAAUGGGGAUAGCACUAUCUAUCCUUCUAUUUGGUAUUUUAUUCCUUACAACAGCACUUCUAAUUUAUCGUAAACACAAACACUUUCAUAUUUCUAAUUGUCAUGCAGUUUGUAACUAUUCAUGUCAUAAUGGGAAUGCUGUUACAUCACCCACUAUGGAGAGUGUCAAUCAUAAAAGCUCUGUAGGAAUAUCAGAAAACUUAAACAGAUAUCAGAAUUUGAGUCAACUAACUACCAUGUAUCCAAAUCAAAAUUCAGUUGACCAACCACUGUUAUUAAAUGGUAUCAGUUCUAAUGAAAGCAUGAAUCCCUCCACUGAAUACCGAUCAUUGCCAUCAGGUCACGGUGACAAUAACUGGUUGAAACCAGUUGAUAAUGUGACUUCUCAUGAGAAAAAGGAAAAUAUCUGUAAAGAAAAUUUAUUCACAUAUUGUUGUUGUUGUUAUCCGUAUCGUGAUAACGUUGUUCCUACUAAUCAUAUUCAUGAUAAUAAUACUACAAGUAAAAGAUUCACAUCAUUUAGGAAUUCAUCUAUGCUCAAUAAAAGAACACCAGUAAGUAUUGACAGUAACAAUAAUAGUAACAUUUCUGGGGAACAUUUUCACCCGGCAAUAUGUGAAGAAAGUGAAUUGAGUUUAAACACAGAAAAUCAGAAACAUGAUCCAAGUAGUGUAUCUACACCAUUAUUCAGCUUACAUUCAGCAUCACUGCAUCAAAUAUCAGAUUUAAUUGAGCAUAGAAAACUAAAUAGUAACAAUCAUAGCAAUAAUAAUAAACCGCUAUUGUAUAAUAAUCAAAAUACAUUUACAUGGAUACAAAAUCAACAGUCUCAGUUGCAUCAGCAAAGCCGUCAUCAAAAGUUUCAACAGCUAAAUUCUAAUUUAGUUGGGAAUCAAGAGGAUCAACAACAAACACAUUCAAUGAUCAAUGAAUUAAAUGGAAAUAAUUCUAACUCGAGUUGUUUGAAUGAAAUUAAUAAUAAAGGUAGUCCAGAUUACGAACUGAUAAAAACAACAACAAAUUACAAAUCUAAUGAAAACGAAUUAGAUUGGACAGUGGAUGCGAUAAAUUCUUUCAGUCACAGGAAAAAUGAUACUGAUAGUCAAAAUGUUGAUACAAAUUGGAAAUGUAACAAUAGCAAUGAUUUAUGCUCUCCAGAAGUGUACGAUAUUGCAGGUAUAAAUACAGAAUGUGAUGGAAGUCAUCAAGAUAGUAGGUUUAUACAGCAACAAACACUGGCACCUAUUCACUUAUCUGACUUAACAUUUCCUCAUCUUCCACCACCUCCAUCUUAUCCACCACCUCCUCAACAACAUCAGCAACAACCUCAACAGUUCAUUGAAGCAUUGAAUUCUAGUAAUCAAAUUAUACAGAAUAAAACUUCACCUUUUGUGGAAUUACACCGACUUGACAUGUUGUUACAACGUCAAAGAGGUACUGGAAAAACUAGUAGUGGUGGAGAAGAUAGUAAAACAAUAGAAAGUGAACAAUCUGAAUUAAAUCAUACGUGGAAAUUAUCAGGUUCACGUGAAAGCAGUAGUGGAGCUAGUACAGCUAUACUAGGACAAAGAAGUAUUCUUAACAACAAUAAUAAUAAUAGAAAUAACAGUCGGUUUCUAGAAUAUUCACCUGAUUUUAACAAGUUAACUGGACGUAAAGUUACUGAAAGAGAUUUCAUUGGCUUAGCAACAUUUCGUAAGGCAGAUGAAAAACAUACAGAUUUAGUUACACCUUAUGCAGAAUUCGAUUUAUCACCAGAUUCAAGUGUGUAUAAUAGUUAG